CUGAUUAGUAAAAUUCCAAGAAUUCAAAAUUCCUAAAUUAUCUGUACAAAUCUGAUGGCCAAGAGCUGCGGAACUGAAAACUAUUACGACAUUUUAAAUGUACGCAGUGAUUGUACCGAUAAAGAGAUAAAGUCGGCCUAUGUGCAGCUGUCAAAAAAGUUUCAUCCUGAUGUGAAAGGAGUGAAAACAGAUCCUCAGCAAACUGCACAAUUUUUGAAAAUCGCAGAAGCAUAUCAAACACUUAGUAAACCAAAGUUACGGAUUGAAUAUGAUCAAAACUUGCAAGCUGUUCAAUCUAUGAGAGUUUAUGAGACAAGCAGUUCUGCAAAAACUGAAUUUCAUAGGCCCUGGGAAAUUAAACCUAACUAUGAUCCAAAUCCAGGCCCCUACUAUGGUAUUAAAGGUCUUAAUAGGACAACAAAUUCCAGAGUUGCUUUAGUGCUAAUAGUUUUGGGAAUAUUUGGAGGAGUAUUUGGCAUAGCUUCUGUUAGGCAGUCUUUUGCUAGAAAUCAAAAAAGUUUGGACGAAGUGUCGGCCAGAGCGAAUGAACAUCAUCAAAAAAUUCGUUCUGAUGUGGAGAAAUACAGUAAGGAUGAACAACUUCGUCGUGUUAUUGAUCGUAUAGCCGCCAAUCAAGUUGAAAGAUAGAAUUCUUUAAUAAGGAUCUUGAAUACUUGGUAGAAAAAUUAACAUUGUAUGAUUAUUUAUAUAAACAUACAAAUAAAUAUUAUUUAGUGAAGAUUUUUUAUAUUCAGAUGGA
Messenger RNA from Lucilia cuprina (Australian sheep blowfly), 760 nucleotides. RefSeq names its product dnaJ-like protein 60. Bases 55 to 648 code for a protein of 197 amino acids. The transcript has 5 exons. The record is from RefSeq and is a predicted model, not a curated record. Lineage: Eukaryota; Metazoa; Arthropoda; Insecta; Diptera; Calliphoridae.